ACGAAGUUUAAGACGACGACGAAGAACGUAAACAGGAAGUCACAAAAAGGCGAAUGGUGUGUUUUGUUGACGAUAAAGUCUAUCGUUAUUACAGUAAAUAAUCCUUGGGAUCCACACACAAACUCAAAAUGGGGAAGCGACAGCACCAAAAAGAUAAAAUGUACAUCACAUGUUCUGAGUACACACACUUCUAUGGAGGGAAGCAAACAGUAAUCCCACAGGCAAACUUCAGACGGCUUUCAUUUGACCACUGCAGCUUGUCCCUGCAGCCCUUUGAGUAUCCUGUGUGUACUGAGGAGGGAGUCGUCUUUGACCUGCUGAGCAUUAUUCCAUGGAUCAAGCGGUAUGGUACUAAUCCGAUCUCUGGAGAGAAACUGGAAGUAAAGUCCCUCAUCAAACUUAACAUUGCCAAGAACAGCGAUGGAAAGUAUCACUGCCCUGUUCUGUACAACGUGUUCACAAAUAAUUCUCACUUUGUGACCAACAAGGUCACCGGCAACGUGUAUUCUUAUGAGGCUGUUGAGCAACUCAACAUUAAGACCAAAUGUUAUAAAGACCUGCUGACCGACGAACCCUUCACCAGAAAGGACAUUAUAGUGCUUCAGGACCCCACAAACCUGGAUAAAUUCAACGUGUCUGACUUCUUCCACGUAAAAAACAACCUGAAGUUGUUGGAUCCCGAUGAGGAAAAGGCCAAGCUGGACCCGGCGUACCACCUGAAGACCACCAAUCUGGAAACCAGGGAGACCUUAGCUGAGCUGUACAAAGACUACAAGGGGGACCAGCUCCUGGCUUCCACUAUGAAGCAGCCAGUGGCCAAGAAGACAGACGCACUAAACGCUGCCCACUACUCUACAGGCAGAGUUUCUGCCUCCUUCACAUCCACAGCCAUGACUCCUGCAACAACACAAGAAGCAGAUGCCAUCGCAGACGACACCGUGCGUUACCAGUAUGUGAAGAAGAAGGGAUACGUCCGGUUACACACAAACAAGGGAGACCUGAACCUUGAGUUGCAGUGUGAUAAGGUUCCCAAAGCUGGAGAGAAUUUCAUCCGUCUGUGUAAAAAAGGCUACUAUGAUGGGACGGUCUUCCACAGGUCCAUCCGGAAUUUCAUGAUUCAAGGAGGGGACCCCACUGGCACCGGUACAGGAGGGGAAUCCUUCUGGGGAAAACCUUUCAAGGAUGAGUUUCGGCCCAACCUGUCUCAUACCGGCCGCGGGGUUCUCAGCAUGGCAAACUCUGGUCCAAACACCAACAAAUCUCAGUUCUUCAUCACGUUCCGGUCGUGCACCUACCUCGACAGGAAGCACACCAUAUUUGGAAGAAUUGUUGGUGGAUUUGAGGCACUCACAGCCUUGGAGAACGUGGAGAGUGAUCCCAAAACAGACAAACCAAAUUCUGAGCUCAAGAUCAUAACUGCCACCGUGUUCGUCGACCCGUACGAAGAGGCUGAUGCUCAGAUCGCAGCGGAGCGAGAGAAGGAGUUGCAGAAGCAGGAGGAUGAGAGGCAGCAGACCAGCAUCGCCCAGAAAAAAACUAAGGAGGAUCAGGCGCCAAAGACCUUCAAAGCGGGUGUGGGGAAAUACAUCAACCCUACCCCAACAAAACGUUCGGCUGCUGUAGACGAAAGCGGUCCGUCCACCAGCGGCGCAGCGCCCAAGAAAUCCAAAGCCAAGACCAACUUCGGAGACUUCAGCUCCUGGUAGCACCGACACGUUCUGCGUUUACCAGUCAGAAUAUUUACUGGUCGGUUUGAGUUUGAUCAAAAUUAAUUUCAUUCAUACUUUUGUCUAUCGUCUCUCAGUUGUGUUGGUAUCUUGUGAAACGAUUAAAGUUACUUUUUACAAA
Cottoperca gobio is the source of this 1848-nucleotide messenger RNA. It is a transcript of the gene ppil2, whose product is annotated as peptidylprolyl isomerase (cyclophilin)-like 2. Gene Ontology annotation, molecular function: ubiquitin protein ligase activity; peptidyl-prolyl cis-trans isomerase activity. Gene Ontology annotation, biological process: protein polyubiquitination; protein peptidyl-prolyl isomerization; protein folding. The record is from RefSeq and is a predicted model, not a curated record. The coding region runs from base 129 to 1706 and encodes 525 amino acids. Gene Ontology annotation, cellular component: catalytic step 2 spliceosome. Lineage: Eukaryota; Metazoa; Chordata; Actinopteri; Perciformes; Bovichtidae. The transcript is spliced from 20 exons.